GGACGUUUCCCGUUCACACCCAAGGUUCCCUGGCGGCACCUAGACUUGGGCUCAGCUGCUGCCCCUUGACCCAUGGAACCGGCUCUGGGGCCUGGGGUCCAGAAGGACCUGGGCUCCCUGCAGCAGUGGCUGAAGGCCUAUGUGGAUGCCUUCGAGAGGAGCAUCUCGCUGUCCUCACUGGAGCCACGCAGGUGAGGCUGGCUCUCACGGAGGGGGGAGGCCUUGGGGUCCUCAGCACCCCAGUGACCCCUCUCCCCGCAGGCCCGAGGAAAAAAAAAAGACCAGGGGGACCUGGAGCAAACCCUGCUGCUGCUCAAGCUCUUCGUCAUCCUCUGCAGGAACCUGGAGAACGUGGAGGCCGGCUGGGGGCAGGUGCUGGUGCCCCGCGUACUGGCUCUACUGACCCGGUUGGUGGCCAAGCUGAAAGGGCGCUCGCCGCUGCCGGAGGGCCCCGGCCCGGAGCUGGAGGAGGUGGUGGCCCUGCACGCCCUCCUCCUCUGUGAGGGCCUCUUUGACCCCUACCAGACCUGGCGGCGCCAGCACUGUGGGGAAGUCAUCAGUGCCAAGGAGAAGAGCAAGUACAAGUUCCCUCCUGCUGCUUUGCCUGCUGAAUUUGGAGCCUUCUUCGCAGAGAGCCUGCAGGAGGCAGAGCGCUUGCCCCCCACGCUGCUGCUGCGGCUCAUCCACCUCUUUGGGGCCGUCCUGGCAGGAGGGAAGGAGAACGGGCAGCUGGCCUUGAGCCGCGGUGGGCGCUGCUGGGAGGGGUGGGCAGGGCUGACCCGUGGCCCCUCCACAGACGCCAUCCCCAUGAUGCUGGCCUGCGAGGACCGGCCAGUGCUGCAGGCCACCUUCCUCAGCAACAACUGCUUCGAGCACCUCAUCCGCCUCAUCCAGAACAGCAAGCUAUACCUGCAGGCCCGGGCGCCCCCUGAGGGGGACAGUGACCUGGCUACCCGGUUACUGACCGAGCCCGAUGUCCAGAAGGUGCUGGACCAGGACACGGACGCCAUUGCCGUCCACGUGGUCAAGGUGCUGACCUGCGUCAUGAGUGGCUCCCCCUCGGCCAAGGAGGUGUUCAAGGAGCGCAUCGGCUACCCUCACCUGCACGAGGUUCUGCAGAGCCACGGCCCCCCCACACACCGGCUGCUGCAGGAGCUGCUCAACAUGGCUGUGGAGGGCGACCACAGCACGUGCCCGCCGCCGCCCGUCCGCAACGAGCGUCUCCAGCGAAAGCAGCUGUACAGCUUCUUCACCAGCAGUGGCUCAGGGUUCGAGGCCUUCUUCACGGCGGCCGGGACCCUGGUGGUGGCCGUGUGCACCCGGAAAGAGUACCUGACCGUGAGCCUGCCCGAGGUGUCCUUCGCCGACUCUGCCUGGCACUGUGUGGCCGUCGUCCACAUGCCUGGCGGGCUCUUCAGCCAGAACCUGGUGCACAUCUACAAGGAUGGCCACCUGGUCAAGACAGCACCCCUCCGCUGCCCCUGCCUCACUGAGGUGCACCGGGCAGGGCUGGGGGAGGCUUUGGGUGUCUGGGGGACCUGGACAGGGUGGGGUCUGGAGCCUCGGGGGCCCCGCCGACCCACAGGGCCCAACGAGACAGCACCCUUCAAGCCCGAGGGCGACCUGCGUGAACUCGGCACCAGGCUGCUCCUCCAUUACUCACCUCAGGCCUGUAAGAACAACAUCUGCCUGGACCUGUCCCCUGGGCACGGGCUGGACGGCCGCCUGACGGGCCACAGGGUGGAGACCUGGGACGUGAAGGAUGUGGUGACCUGUGUGGGGGGCAUGGGUGCCCUGCUGCCCCUCCUGGAGCGAGUGGCUGCCCAGCCCCAAGAGGCCGAGGCAGGUCCGGCCGAGACGCAUGACCUGGUGGGGCCCGAGCUGACCUCUAGCCACAACACCCAGGGCCUGACCCUUCCUCUAGGCAUGUCCCCAGAGGAGCGGAUAGAGAGGAACGCAGUGGCGGCCUUCCUGCUGAUGCUGCGGAACUUCCUGCAGGGCCACCCCGUGAACCAGGAGAGCCUGGUGCAGUGCCAGGGCCCUGCCAUCCUGGGGGCGCUCCUGCGCAAGGUGCCCGGCUGGGCCAUGGACAUGAACGUGCUCAAGUCUGCCCAGCUGCUGAUGGAGCAGGUGGCCGCUGAGGGCAGUGGGCCCCUCCUGUACCCGCUGUACCACCACUUGCUCUUCAACUUCCACCUCUGGACCCUCAGCGACUUCGCUGUGUGCCUCGGCCACAUCCAGUACAUGGCCAGCGUAAUCCGCAAGCACAGACAGAAGCUGCAGAAGAAGUACGGGGUCCAGUUCAUCCUCGACGCCCUGCACACCCACUACAGCUCACUGCCACCCGCCCUGUUCUCUCUCCUCUACCUGCAGGUGGUGCUGAGCUUCCUGGCAGCUGCGGGUGAUGCCGGCCAGGUGCUGGGCGCCCUGAACGUGCUGCUGGCACUGCUGCAGGGCCCAGCUGCCCCGUUCGUGGCUGGCUUCCUGCUGGAGCCGGGAAACCUGGAGGUGCUGCUGGCACUGCUGGUGGGACCCAGCUCCCUCCCGGUGGUGCCGUCCGCCCAGGUCCUGCGCAGACUGCAGCAGAUGGAGCACCUGCUUGAGCACAGCCGCCAGCCGCUUCGGCUCCGAGAGUGUGGCCUCCAGGGGCUCGUCGCCUGCCUGCCGGAAGGGGCGGUCUCCCUCCAGCUCUGCCGGGGCCUCUACAAGCUGUUCCUGGGCACAGACUGCCUGAGCCUCUCAGACCUGAUGGCCGUGGUGCAGCUGUCCCUCCAGGCUGACCUCGGCGUCCGCCUGGACAUCUGUCGCAAGGUGAGUGCGGGCGGCAGACCCACCCCCUCGGAGCUGCCCGCCUCCCCAGAGCCAGCCUCACCCAAGCCACUCACCGAGUCCCCUGAACCUUCGGACGUCUUCCUGCCCUCGGAGGCCCCCUGCCCCGACCCCGAUGCCUUUUACCAAGCGCUCUCCCCAUUCUGCACACCCUUGGACCUGGGCCUGGAACGGUCCAGUGUGGACUCGGGCAACAUCGCAGGUGGCGGCAGCGGCGGCAGCGGGACCCUUACUCCCGCCAGCCAGCCAGGCAUGGCUGGGCCCCGGCCCUUCCCCGCGGCCCAGGGCCGCCACAGCUCCAGCCUCUCCAACGUGCUGGGGGACGGCAGCCUCCCAGAGCCCACCGCCAGUGGGGACGACACCUCCAAUACCAGCAACCCUCAGCAAACCCCUGAGGAGGAGCUGUGCAACCUGCUCACCAACAUGCUGUUCCUGGUGACGUGGCGGGGCGUGGAGGACAGUGACGAGGCCGCCUGGCGGGAACGUGGCCAGGUCUUCUCCGUGCUCACCCAGCUGGGGGCCUCGGCCACACUGGUGCGCCCCCCAGACUGCAUCAAGCGCAGCCUCCUGGAGAUGAUGCUGGAGUCGGCCCUGAGCGACAUCAAAGAGGCCCCGGCCGGGGGCCUGGCCAGCCUCACCCGGCAGGUGCUCUGGCUGCUGCGCCUGCUGCAGGACUUCCUGUGCUCAGAGGGCCAUGGCAACCAGGAGCUGUGGAGUGAGAAGCUCUUUGAAGGUGUGUGCAACCUGCUGGACCGCCUGGGCGCCUGGUCCCACCUGGCCAACGGCACGGCGGAUCUCCGGGAGAUGGCACAGAUUGGCCUGCACCUCGUGCUGGGCUACAUCCUGUUGGAGGAUCCGCAGCUGCACGCCCAGGCCUACGGAAUGGGCGGGGAUUGGGAGGGAGGAGGGGACCGGAGAGCCAGGCUGCCUUUGCGGGGCCUGGGAGGAACCACCGGGCAUCUCCGCAGGGACCCGCCCACGCCCCGGUGGAAGAUGUCCAGGGCCGAGACAUACUCACGCAUGCGUCUGAAGCUGGUGCCCAACCAUCACUUCAACGCUCACCUGGAAGCCAGUGCCCUCCGCGACAACCUAGGCGAGGCCCCCCUAACACCCACCGAGGAGGCGGCGCUGCCUCUAGCAGUAACCAAAGAGGCCAAAGUCAACUCCGUGCCCGAGGAGCUGCCGGAAGACCAGCUGGGCGAGGAGGAGCUGGCCUCCCUGGAGACGGCGAUGGAGGCGGCGGAGCUGGACGAGCAGCAUGAGAAGCUGGUGCUGUCAGCGGAGUGCCAGCUGGUCACGGUGGUGGCCGUGGUCCCAGGGCUGCUGGAGGUCACCACGCAGCACGUAUACUUCUACGACGGCAGCGCCGAGCGCGUGGAAACCGAGGAGGGCGUCGGUCACGACUUCCGGCGGCCGCUGGCCCAGCUGCGCGAGGUCUACCUGCGGCGCUUCAACCUGCGCCGCUCAGCGCUGGAGCUCUUCUUCAUCGACCAGGCCAACUACUUCCUCAACUUCCCAUGCAAGGUGGGUGGGACUGCAGCCUCCUCUCCCUGCCAGGCCCCCAGGCCUCAGCCCGGCUCCGUCCCGCCCCACACCCAGAUGCGGAACCAGGUGUACAAGUGGCUCCUGCGCCUGCGGCCGCCUGCCCAAGGCUACCUGAGCAGCCGCUCCCCGCAGGAGAUGCUGCGCGCCUCCGGCCUGACCCAGAAAUGGGUGCAGCGGGAGAUAUCCAACUUCGAGUAUCUGAUGCAACUCAACACCAUCGCCGGGCGGACGUACAACGACUUGUCUCAAUACCCUGUGUUCCCCUGGGUCCUACAGGACUACGUGUCCCCAACCCUGGACCUCAGCAACCCGGCUGUCUUCCGGGACCUGUCCAAGCCCAUCGGUGUGGUGAACCCCAAGCAUGCCCAGCUCGUGAGGGAGAAGUAUGAGAGCUUCGAGGACCCAGCGGGCACCAUUGACAAGUUCCACUAUGGCACCCACUAUUCCAACGCAGCGGGCGUGAUGCACUACCUCAUCCGCAUGGAACCCUUCACCUCCCUGCACGUCCAGCUGCAGAGUGGCCGCUUCGACUGCUCUGACCGGCAGUUCCACUCGGUGGCGGCGGCCUGGCAGGCCCGCCUGGACAGCCUGGCCGACGUGAAGGAGCUCAUCCCGGAAUUCUUCUACUUCCCCGACUUCCUGGAGAACCAGAACGGCUUUGACCUGGGCUGCCUCCAGCUGACCAAUGAGAAGGUGGGCGACGUGGUGCUGCCCCCGUGGGCCAAGUCCCCUGAGGACUUCAUCCAGCAGCACCGCCAGGCCCUGGAGUCGGAAUACGUGUCCACCCACUUGCAUGAAUGGAUUGACCUCAUCUUUGGCUACAAGCAGCGGGGCCCGGCCGCAGAGGAGGCCCUCAACAUCUUCUAUUACUGCACCUAUGAGGGGGCUGUGGAUCUGGACCAGGUGACGGACGAGCGGGAGCGGAAGGCUCUGGAGGGCAUUAUCAGCAACUUCGGGCAGACUCCCUGUCAGCUGCUGAAGGAGCCGCAUCCAGCCCGGCUCUCCGCGGAGGAAGCAGCCCAGCGCCUCGCCCGUCUGGACACGAACUCGCCCAGCGUCUUCCAGCACCUGAACCAGCUCAGGGCCUUCUUUGCGGAGCUCAUCAGCGACGGUGUGCCCCUGGUGCUGGCCAUGGUUCCCCACCGGCAGCUCCACUCCUCCAUGACCCCGGACCUGCUGGUGACGGUGAGUGCCAACGGGCUGCUGGGCACCCACAGCUGGUUGCCCUAUGAUCGCAACAUAAGCAACUACUUCAGGUUCAUCAAAGACUCCACCAAGGGGCAGCGGCUGCUGAGUGGCCCCUGGGUGCCGGGCAGUGGCGUGAGUGGGCAAGCCCUGGCAGUGGCCCCCGACGGAAAGCUGCUGUUCAGUGGUGGCCACUGGGACGGCAGCCUCUGCGUGACCGCGCUGCCGCGGGGCAAGCUGCUGAGCCAGAUCAACCGCCACCUUGACAUAGUGACCUGCCUUGCACUGGACACCUGUGGCAUCUACCUCAUCUCAGGCUCCCGGGACACCACCUGCAUGGUGUGGCAGCUCCUGUACCAGGGUGGUCUCUCGGUGGGACUGGCAUCGAAGCCCAUACAGGUCCUGUACGGGCACGAAGCUGCUGUGAGCUGUGUGGCCAUCAGCACGGAACUGGACAUGGCUGUGUCCGGAUCGGAGGACGGAGCUGUGAUCAUCCAUACUGUACGCCGUGGCCAGUUUGUAGCAGCACUACGGCCCCCGGGGGCCAUGCUGCCCGGACCUGUGUCCCACCUGGCGCUGGGGUCUGAGGGCCAGAUCGUGGUGCAGAGCUCGGCGAGGGAACGUCUGGGGGCUCAGGUCGCCUACUCCUUGCACCUGUACUCAGUGAACGGGCGGCUGCGGGCCUCCCUGCCCCUGGUGGAGCAGCCCACCGCCCUGGCGGUGACGGAAGACUUUGUUCUGCUGGGCACAGCCCAGUGUGCCCUGCACAUCCUCCACCUGAACAAACUGCUGCCGGCUGCGCCUCCCCUGCCCAUGAAGGUGCCCAUCCGCAGCAUGGCGGUGACCAGGGAGCGCAGCCACGUGCUCGUGGGCCUGGAGGAUGGCAAGCUGAUCGUGGUGGGCGCGGGGCAGCCCGCUAAGGUGCGCAGCAGCCAGUUCGCUCGGAAAUUCUGGGGGUCCUCGCGGCGCAUCUCGCAGGUGUCCUCUGGGGAGACCGAGUACAAACCCGAGGAGGAGCGCUGACCACCGGCCCGUCCCAGCGCGGGCCCCGCCCCCAGGGCAGGCCCCGUCCCCUGCUGAGAUGGCACAGACUGAGGACCCAGCUCACCAGCUGCUGCUGCUGCUCCUGAAAAACAGCUCUCGGGGCGGCUCGACCCCCAGUC
Myotis brandtii (Brandt's bat) is the source of this 6722-nucleotide messenger RNA. It is a transcript of the gene NBEAL2, whose product is annotated as neurobeachin-like 2. The transcript has 54 exons. Gene Ontology annotation, molecular function: protein kinase binding. Gene Ontology annotation, cellular component: membrane; cytosol. Gene Ontology annotation, biological process: intracellular protein localization. The record is from RefSeq and is a predicted model, not a curated record. NCBI's taxonomy places the organism in Eukaryota, Metazoa, Chordata, Mammalia, Chiroptera, Vespertilionidae.